UAUAGGCUACGCUGGUGGCUGUAACUCUUUCAAGUGUGCAAAAGUCGCUCAAACAUAUUAACAAACAAUAACUACCAGCACGUUGGCAAUAAACGUCAUACCCCAAAAUGUAUCGACUUUCCAAAGCCACGCAGAGGCCACGUCAGCUGCCCAAGAUGUGCACACUAUAUGACAUCCGUCAAACACCACCCGCCCGUUUGUUUAGAUGAAGGUGUGGUGGGUAUGCCAAUCAUCAAGGAACUGGAACGGCACUUUAUCCGAAUUUAGGAUACAAUUAUUCAUGCAAGUUUAUUCGUCCUCUGUUGAAGAAAUCUAGACGGCUUCGUUGAAUUAGAAGGACGGUGUCUCUUUCAUGGCUCAUGUUCGAUACUCAGGAAAGACCUCUGUUGACGUGGCCGGCAACUUCUCCAUGGUGCUUGGUCGACAGCUAUGUGUCAACGGGACCCCGUGGAUUCUCUUCUUAUUCGAAGAAUGCGUUGAAAACAAAUGGGAGUAUUGGAGUGUGGUUAUCGGCCUUAUCUCAAUGCUGUGCUUCUUGUUCUCAACAUUACCGCAAGUGUAUGAGGCCUAUAAGAGUGGGAAGGUGGAUGAAGCUAUGUCUGUCGGCUUCCUUCUCUUCCUUCUGGGUGGAGAUGUGAGCAAUUUUGCGGGAUGUCUUUUAACCAGCCAACUACCCAUUCAGAUUGUUACAGCUGUGUUCUACAUCUACACUGACUCCAUCCUGAUCUCUCAGUAUCUGUACUACAAAAUAAAAAACAACUCAGCUCGCAGGAAGACUCUACUAAGGUUGGUCUGCUUGAUUUGGUUCGGAGUUGGCACCGCUGUUUGUGUGGUGCUGCCCAAACUCGUGGAGGAGACCAGUGCUAUCCCCAAUUUACAAUUGCAGGGCAAGUCUAGCGGCCUGAUGACAUCGGGCUACGCCUGUGGAUACCUGUCCUCCAUAUGCUACCUCUCUUCUCGUUUCCCUCAGCUCCACAUAAAUUAUAAGAGGCAGUCCACCGAAGGCACGUCUUACAUGCUGUUCUUCCUGGCCAUGCUGGGGAACGGCACCUACGGCCUGAGCCUCAUGGUCAUGCUCCCCGCCCUGAAGGGCUCCAAGAGCACCUUCAUACUCAACCACCUGGCCUGGCUCAUUGGUAGCCUGGGAGUUUUUUUCCUUGACUUCUUUGUAACAGCUCAGUUUAUCAUGUACAGAAAGAAUCGCUCCAGUGAAGCAGUUCAGGAUAUGAAAGCUGCAGAAGAAGAACCUCUUCUGUUUGAGGAGGAGUGUGAGAUGUCCCUCAAAAUGUCUGAGAUGUGAGUUAGGAGGAAAUGUACCAGAGCAUUCCAGAAAGAUCUGAAACACUGAUAAGGAAAAGUGGGAACUGUAAUAUAGAUUUAUGUCUAGUUGCUCUUGAAGAGUGUUUUUGUUGUUGGGAAUCAAUGGUGGGAAUAGAACAAAUGGAGAAUUGGGAUAUUAGGAAUAGAACAAAUGGAGAAUUGGGAUCUUUUUUUAUAGCAAGUCAAUGAGAUUGGGACAAUGUGUGCAGGGUGUUUGGUUUACUUUAUACUCUUUGUUUCAGUGCCACACUCAAGGCUGGUUUUGUGUUCUAGCUUUAGAACGCAUUCGGGGUGCAAUGUGUACCCGUCCGAGCAGUAUCAGCCAUGUUGAGAUUACUUGUUAAUUUAUUUUAUGGGGUGACAUCUGUUUUGAGUUGACAGGCAAAACUUCAAAUAAGGAAUUACUUCAUUUUCGAGGCAUGUGUGAUAUUUACCGCUGCGGGUUCUUGCCUGGAAGUGCCUCUAACUGUGAUAGUUAUUAAGCUAGGGAGUACAGUGUUGCUGUAACAGACAAACUGAAGUUAUGUUCAUGAUGCUUUGCUGAAAUGACUUUCGAGGUGGACUUGUUCCAAAGCCACAUGAGCUGAACCCUUCAGGCGAAUCAUUAUUGAUGUGUACUUCAAGAAUGUGUCAUAAUUGAUGCCUCGUGAAAGUAACAGACCUGACUCUGUCUGUGAUGCAGGCUUCAUCUUGGGGAGGUUUCAUCCCGUUACCCAUUACUGUGUGUGUGUGUGUGUGUGUGUGUGUGUGUGUGUGUGCAUGAGUGCAUGCACAUAUUCCACUUUGUGUUUAUAAAACAGGAAAGUUAGGGAAAUAUUGCUUAUGUGGUGCCUGUUUAAACAUCACUAUGGCUUAAGAGAGGUCUUUCGAAACAAAGCCCUACCGAAUACAAUUUUAACUUUAGGUAUUAAUGACAGUUAAUGUCCAACUUCUUGGACCACGGUUAUGCAUAAGUAUCUUGGGCUACACAUCUUUUCGAAUGAACACACAAAGAUACCAUCAUGACAAGUGACUGUGAGAGCUGACUCAUUUCCCAAGUCCAUGCUUUAUCAAAGAUAUAUUAACAUCUAAACUAAAUCUAAACAGAUAUCACUCUGAUCAUUGCACACUUCCACAAUGAACUUUCUCAUGACAUUCUUGGGGUGAGUUGGGUACCUUUGUUCUCCCACCUCGUGGCGUUCUUUUCUUCCCCCUGUGCCUUUGUCUUCUGAUGUCAAAUUCUACAGGUAACUCUUGCCUGGUGCCGAUUGUGUGUGGUGGUCCUUGUCCCAUGUAGUUGUGUCUUAUUUGGGUUGUGGACUGAACGUUUCUUUAAAGGAACUCCAUGGAAUACAUUUAUAUAUACACUCUUAGAGCCUCAGUAAAAUGAAAAGUGUGUUCGUACAAGAGGUACACUGAGGUGCUCCUAUUAUGAUGCGUAUCAUAUUAGUGAACAUGAACUAUAUGUAUUUUAUGUUCCCCCCUAGAUGUUCUGAUUUAGUAAGCGUUGAGUUGUCGAGAGGGAGAUCUGUCGUACCCCUUUGCCUCUCACACAUUCAGAUUGUGCUGAGCCAUACCCCCUGUCAAGUCUGUGGCUGUUGACUAUGCAAGAAUGUCUGUGAAGUCACUAACAUUUCUCUACCUCAUCUCCCAGAAUAGAUGACAUUGAUUGAAUGGUUGUGAUUAAUGACAAUGUGUGUGGGAUUAUUUGUUUUCUUACUUAAUGUGUGUGUGUGUUUUUUCAAUAACCUCAUUUGUUAUUUCAAAAUCAUAAUUAUGUGAAUCUGAAUUCAUUAUAGUGGGGAAGUUUAUAAUCUUAUAAUACUCUUUUUUGUACAGUUUGUGUUACAUUUGGACUUAAACAUUGAAUUUAGCCCUUAGUUGUUUUCUAGUCGUUAGGAUUAAAUGGCUUUUAUCUUUUUAAUCUUUUCAAGAUCAUUUCAAAUACUUUUGUGAUGAUAAACAGUUUACCUUCUGUCAAUAUUCUAUUACAUUAUACUUAUACUACUCCUAAGGGACUACACGGAUGAAAUAACAAAUUCCUAGCAGAGUUAACAAUUGUAUUUAUUUUUCACUAGACAUAUGUUUGUACUUGAACAAGGAAACACUGUAUUUUUGCCUCAUAAUUACAAGUUGAAGAUGUGUAUUUAUAAUAAUAAUUUAAUGGUACAAUAUAUUUGUUACCAUGUUAAACUUGUGAAUACAAAAGUCUUGUUAGACGUGGGGGUUUUAUAAGUUAUUGGAACACAGUUGUUUUAGUCACUUAAAUCUGUUGUGUAUCCCUUUAGUUCAGAUUUAUCAGUGCUUCCAAACAUCUCAAUAAAGUGCAAUAUUUAUGUGCAACAUCUUUUGCAUCUGUGCAAUUCAAAUAAAUUUAAAUGAAUUUUCUCUA
This is a messenger RNA of Clupea harengus (Atlantic herring), 3691 nucleotides long. It is a transcript of the gene slc66a1l, whose product is annotated as solute carrier family 66 member 1 like. The record is from RefSeq and is a predicted model, not a curated record. Gene Ontology annotation, cellular component: lysosomal membrane. Gene Ontology annotation, molecular function: L-lysine transmembrane transporter activity. NCBI's taxonomy places the organism in Eukaryota, Metazoa, Chordata, Actinopteri, Clupeiformes, Clupeidae.